Talaromyces amestolkiae is the source of this 4497-nucleotide messenger RNA. RefSeq lists its product as uncharacterized. Bases 1 to 4497 code for a protein of 1498 amino acids. Gene Ontology annotation, molecular function: iron ion transmembrane transporter activity; protein binding. The record is from RefSeq and is a predicted model, not a curated record. NCBI's taxonomy places the organism in Eukaryota, Fungi, Ascomycota, Eurotiomycetes, Eurotiales, Trichocomaceae. Gene Ontology annotation, biological process: tRNA methylation; iron ion transmembrane transport. The transcript has 3 exons. Gene Ontology annotation, cellular component: cytoplasm; high-affinity iron permease complex; membrane.
AUGGGGUCGUCCAAGGUCUUUGCCGUUCAGGUCUUCUUCAUCGUUUUCCGUGAGUGCCUUGAGGCCUCCAUCAUCAUCUCAGUGUUGCUCUCCUUUCUGAAACAAAGUUUGGGCGAACCACACCAUGAUCACACCUUAUAUAAACGAUUAGUCCGACAAGUCUGGUACGGAUCAUUCGCAGGCAUACUCAUCUGUCUCAUUAUUGGAGGCGCCUUUGUGGGCGUCUUUUACGGGCUCGGCCAUAACAUCUGGACGAACGCGGAGAAGCUAUGGGAGGGUAUAUUCUACCUGAUUGCGUGCAUCAUUGUCACCGCGAUGGGACUGGCUCUUUUACGCAUCAACAAGAGCAAGGAGCAGUGGCGUAUUAAGAUUGCCAAGUCGUUGGUCGAACAGAGCAAGAAUACGAAAAAGUCCAGAUUGUUUGGCAAUUGGGCACGGCGUUAUGCCAUGUUCUUGCUCCCGUUCAUCACCACUCUGCGAGAGGGCGUUGAGGGCGUUGUUUUUGUUAGUGGUGUCUCGCUGGGCUACCCGGCUACUGCGUUCCCGUUGCCCGUCGUGACAGGCAUCAUUGCGGGAUUGGGGUGCGGCUUUUUGAUCUAUCGCGGUGGUAACGCCAUGUCUAUCCAGCUUUUCCUCAUCGCCUCGACAUGUGUUCUUUACUUGAUUGCUGCCGGCAUGUUCUCCAAAGUGGUUUGGGAUCUUCAGUAUUAUAGCUUCCAGAAGGCUGUGGGCUCCGACGUUGCCGAGGCAGGAAGUGGUCCAGGAUCAUACAACAUUCUCGAAACUGUUUGGCACGUCAACUGCUGCAACGCAGAGACGGACAAUGGCUGGGAUGUGUUCAACUCUAUUCUGGGAUGGGAGAAUACGGGUACCUACGGGUCGGUCAUUGCGUAUAACGUGUACUGGAUCUUUAUCAUGCUUACUGUCGGAUACAUGCUAUGGGAGGAACGGUCGGGCAAGCGUUCGCUCCGUGAGCGUAUCCUUAUGGUAUUGGUCAAGGUGCCUGGCUUGAAGGGAUAUGCCAAGGCAAAGCUCGAUGUGCUGCAAGAGAAUCCAGAGGAUAUUCACUACGAUGGCUGCUUCCCAGUCACUGCUUUGAAAGAGAUCUAUAUCGACUCUUCAGAGUAUCUUCUCAAAGGCCAAGGACCUUAUGUCUCUGUGAUCGAUGUCACAAGCGGGGAGACUAUACACAAACUCAGGGUUUUCAGACGAAACAAUGUCCACGGAUUCAUGAUUGAUGAGCUGCGAUGCAAAGAGCAAGAUACUAUUAGUGUGCUCGCAUGGGGCGGGCCUUCCUUGCGAGCUAUUCAGAUACAGCAAGAUGAGAAACUUCGACUUCGGAUCGUUUGCAGGACGCUUGAGCAUGCUGCUCCCGACUGGAUAUAUGAUAUCUGUCCAGCGCAUAUUGAAGAUAAUUCGAGUCUGGCUUACUUGAUCACGGGCCACAACUCUGUGUUGUCUAUCAAGUUGAAGGAAGUCAAAGAUUCAAAGUACUUCAACGCUAUACAAUUGAGACGCUUGAUCAGUGGUGUCAAGUCUACACUCUAUUCUGCCGAUAUAGUGGUCCUCUCCUCUUCCCAUAUCCUCAUAGCAGCUGGUACCGUCUUCGGUGAGAUUAUCGUCUGGUCUUGUUUCAGAGGCACAGAUGCAAAUACGCCUAUUGUGACAUCUUCAAUUCACCACUUUUUCACCGGCCAUGACGGCUCAAUCUUCGGAGUCAGCAUUUCCGACGAACUACGACUAACCAAAGCUGGGAAAGAGCAUCGAGUGAGGCUUCUCGCAAGCUGCAGUGAUGAUCGUACGGUGCGAAUUUGGGAUAUUUCUGAUUGCACCCAUACCACUGCCACGGAUCGCGCGGCAUACGUGACGGAUGGGUUUGACUUGCGGAGCACAGGCUUCGGAAGUACUGCACCCCAGAACAUAUCAAGUGGCUCGGAGUCAGCUGUUGCCAAGGGCUGGGGUCAUAGCUCUCGUGUAUGGGGUGUUUACUUUCUACCUGUCAGAGGAGACUGCACAACAACGGUCAAUCUCAUCUCGAAGGGCGAGGAUGCUACAAGCCAAUUGUGGCGGCUGGACUCAACAUAUUCAAAAUCGGAUGAAAGUCUUCAAUACGAGUUGAGCAAUAUCUCGUCUCUAAGUCAGCAUGCAGGGAAGCAUAUUUGGUCAUUAGCGUUUUCUAAAGGAGAUGGCGAUUCACAGUUACUAUACACGGGUGGUAAUGACGGUGCAGUCAGGACAUACGAGUUGACUCAUAUAGAGAGGUCUGACGAUAAGAAAAAAUUACCUACCGAGUUAUCGCCUUACUGUCCGCGGACGUUACUGAAAGCGGAAUACUCCAAGGUCGACACUGGCAGUAUUGCGCCGCGAAGCUUUGAUUUCGUGUCGAAAGAUACUCUUGUCGUGGUUAAUGCAAGUGGUCUUGUACAGUUGGGGACUUUUACGAACGCUCCUGGCACAAUCAAACCGCAGGUACAGUGGGAAACGCUGUCAACAGAGGAGGACUUGCGCUCUCUUUCUACAAUAUCUUCCCUUCCAAGCUGUGGUCUUGCAGUAAUUGGUGGCUCAACAGGAACGUUGCGUCUAUACAACCAUUCCACCAAGCAAUUGACGGAUUUCGUACAAGUCCCUCGCCGUCCUGUGAAAAUUGUCAUGUUAGACGCCGAGGUCGAUGAUGUAACAGGCCUCCCACGAAGCUUCAAAUUCCUUGUGGGAUAUCCCCAGCAUGAAGAGGCACACUUAUUUAAUGUUGAAAUGACAGCAGACGGAUAUGAUGUGACAAAAACGAAUUUGGUAAUACCACCAUCAUUUGCAAUCGCUACGGCGUCUUACGUCUGCCAGGGCAAAUGCCUUGCUGUUGGUGGUAAAAUGGGCCAACUUCUGUUAUAUUGCCUAGACUCGGACAAAGAAAAGCUCGAGUACUCAUAUGCUAUGUGGCGAGCUCAUGGAAGAGAAUUUGUGAACUUUGUCCAAUCUAUGGAUGAUGAGACUUCCGAUACGGGAUAUGUUUUGACCGGUGGCGGAGAUGGCCAUUACUGCGUCUGGCGUUUAUACAUGCAGUCAGAUGGUGAUGGAAAAUGGAGUUUACAACAAAUCCACCGCUCAUCAGCGCCAUUAUCAAAAAUAGAAGGCGCUUAUUUCGAUGACCAAACUGGUCAAUUUAUUCUCUACGGUUUCCGGGGCGUUGCUUUUGUCCUGUGGAAUGAGACUACGCAGACUCAAAUCUUAACACUUGAUUGCGGUGGUGUCAAUCGAGUAUGGAAGUUCAUGCACAAUCCCGUCAACCUAGGAGCGGGUACGAUAGUCUGGAUCCAAGCACGAGCGUUGCACGCCGUUGUUGCGGAUUCAGUCCUACAUCGUCCUUUGCAAAUGGGCAGUCAUGGGCGCGAGCAAAAGACUUUAGCGGUAUCUAAAGCAGGCAACCAUGAAGGUCCACUUAUAGCUAGCGGGGGCGAAGAUACAAUGAUACGUAUUUCAGUGCCGUUGCCAAGAUCAAAAGACAAAAGCAGCACGUGGAACUCUGUGCAGUGUUUGCGUAUUAUGAGCGCCCACGUUAGUGGCUUGCAACAAAUCAAAUGGUCGGAUGACGGUCGAUUCUUGUUCUCGAGCGCCGGAAGAGAGGAAUUCAUGGCAUGGAGACUGCGAUCUGUGCCGAGAUUUGGUGCCUCAGCAUUGUUGGAAGCGGCAUGUCCACGAGAGGAGCUGGAUAUAGAGCUUCGCGUGACUAGUUUUGACGUGCUUCGUAUGGAGUCAUCGGCUGAUGAGGAUAAAUUUUUGAUGGCUCUUGUAUAUUCGAAUUCUACCAUCAAGAUAUUUUCCUAUAUAAGCUCGAUGGGCGCACAUACAUAUGAGCUCCUUGGAAGAGGGACCUAUUCCACGAACUGCUUAACGGAGGUCCAUUUCAUGGUUCGAGAGUCCAAAGUCUUCCUGGUUACAGGAGCCACGGAUGGAUAUAUCGCUGUCUGGCCUGUGGACUGGAUAACGCCCAAGGAAUCUGGGCGAUUCUCUGUGAACAUGACCUCCGACGUCCAACCACUGAAAUGGGAAUUGCAUCAUGCCGUCCAUACCAGCAGCAUAAAAACCUUGGAACACGAGGAAAUCCUUCCAGGUUACCAGAUGCUCCUAAGCGGCGGUGAUGAUAAUUCUUUAGCAGUCACGCUCGUCAAGCUGGAUGACGUUCGCGUAGUCAGCAGCGUAUGUGUUGCGAACGCGCAUGCAUCUGCGAUCACGGCAGUCAAAAUCUUGAGCUGUCGCACAGACACCGCUACCACGAUAGAAGUCGCAUCGUCAGGUAACGAUCAGCGAGUUAAGUUGUGGUCUGUUGUUGUUGAUCUAGAGAAUACUCGGUCGCAAGUGCUUCGCAUUUCGCUGCAGACAGAUCGGUACAGUCCUGUGGCGGAUAUUGCAGCAAUGGAUGACAUGGAAAUUAUCGAUACUGCGGGCACUACGAGGAGGGUGUUGGUUCUGGGAGGUGUUGGGAUGGAGAUAUUGACCAUCUAG